GGCUGUUUUUUUGUUGCUGGAUAUAUAUCGUUUGUUGCGUCUAAAUAUGAAUGAGGAUGUGGUUAUUGAUAAAUCGAAUUGUUAUUGUUGUUCUUAUUAUUAUUUAGGGGGGCUUAGGAACAUUUUGGGGUAGCUUCAGCCCCUCUAAAAUAGGCCUAUGUCUAUAGGUUGGUGCGUGAACUUAUGGAUGGAUGUCGCCCAUAACAUUCGCAUACCACAUAUGCCUAGGGCCCACCCUGUACUCAGACUGGCUUCUGCUGGUUUAGUAGAACAUAACGUGACAGUUCCUGUUACAUGACAAAAUGUUUAACUGCUUGAAAUUUGAGCUGAAGAAAAUAAAGAGGAGGGCUGCAAGAAAGAGCAGAAGAAACACUUGGAAGGAGGAGUGACAGUGUGCUUGAACAAGUGGCUGUAUUGCUUUGACGGCAGUCUACUGUCCUGGUGCCACUUCCCUCAAAGUUCAAAGGUUGUUUAAAUUCAGUGUGUGACGAGCAGGGCUGAUAUUUGAAAGAAGGAUGGAGCCCGUCUCUCUCCCGCCACUGUCCCGUGUUGCCAUUUGUGGUGGCACCCAUGGAAAUGAGAUGUCAGGGGUGUACAUGGUGAGAGAAAUGCAGAAACAGAAGGUACAUCGGACUGAAUCUGUUUCUAUUACUACCGUCUUAUCAAAUCCACGGGCUGUGGAUGCUUGCAGAAGAUACAUGGAAACAGAUCUCAAUCGCUGUUUUACAGAUGCCUUGCUGAGUGCUCCCAUAACAGAUUCUACACCCUACGAGUUGAGGCGAGCCCGAGAGCUGAAUGCUCAGCUUGGGCCCAAAGGAAGCCCGGAGGCUGUGGAUCUGCUCUGCGACCUCCACAACACCACUGCAAACAUGGGCGUGUGCCUCAUCUUUUACUCCUUAGACUGGAUCACCCUGCACAUUUACAAUUACAUACAGAGCAAGAUGACCUCUGCACCUGUGAGAGCAAUCCAGAUGGAUUUACCCAUUUCUGAGGCUUAUUCCCUGGAGUCAGUGGGAAAACAUGGCAUCGGUAAGUCGAUAGAGGUCGGUCCUCAACCCACCGGCGUGACCAGAGCUGAUAUCUUUAACAUGAUGAAAGAGGCAGUGGAUCUCACAUUAGAAUGGCUUCAGAAAUUGAAUUCUGGAAGUACUUUUGAAGGAGGUGAGGUGGAAGCAUACACUUUGGUGAAGAGUGUAGACUACCCAAGGGAUCCUACAACCAAUGACAUUACUGCUGCCAUUCACCCCCAGCUGCAGGAUAAUGACUUCAAGCUUCUCAAACCAGGCGACCCCAUCUUCCUGUCAUUUUCUGGGGAGACGGUGAAGCAUGAGGGGGAGGAACUCUACCCUUUAUUUGUAAAUGAAUGUGCCUACUAUGAGAAGAAGAUUGCUUUCCAUUUAGCUAAGAAGGUCACCUUGACCUUCCCGUCUAUAAGUGUGAGGAAAGAGGACUGAGAGUACAGAGACAGAAUGAGACCAAGAUGUAGACUUUAAAUUGUAAUCACAGAAAAAAUAUAUAUAUAAAAUUAUGUUUUUAAUAAUCACAAAUGCACAAACAAAUGCAAUGAUGAUUUAAUAUUCUACAGGUGCCUGACACUAUUGAUUACCUCGUUAUCCUGUUUAGCAAUGCAUUACAGCAGCUCUGCAACAGUAUUACCUCUGUAAGGGCCUAAAGAAGAGACUCAUGUGUAAUACCAGAGUUGUUAUUGUAAUUGACUGAAUGAUAUUGCACAGGAACUAGAGUACUUGGACAUUGAUUUUUUUUGACAAUUAUGCAAAACAUGUUUGAAUACAUGGCGACAUGGCUCACUUCUAACAUGCUUAUGUUUAGCAGCUUUAAUAUUUACAAUGUUCACCAACUUAGUUUAGCAUGCUAACAUUUGCUAAUUAUCACUAAACACAAAGUACAGCUGAGGCUGAUGGGCAUUAGCUUUGCAGGUAUUUGGUCAUAAACUAAAGUACAGCAUUGCUAUGCCCAGAGGCAUGUCACUAAUGUGGCUGAAAAUUAGGGCUGCACAAUAUAUAUCAUUUUUUUAAUCAUUAUCGCGAUAUGAACUUGCGAAAUACACACUCACGAAUCGAGAAAGGCUACAACAUAUCGCGAAAGACACUUUUUCUAACUUUUUUUAGUUACUUGAGAGUAUCAGUAGAAAACUCGUGUAACGAUCAACAUAUAUAUAUUUUUUUAAACGGUGCCUUUUAUGUCCAAUUCAGUGUUCAAUUUGUUUAAUAACAUGUUGGAAAUUUGUAAAAAAAAAAAUGUAACUCAAAAAUCAAUUUGCUGUAUUUUAACAUAAAUAUAUAACACCAAGUACACUUUGUUUAUCGCAAGCAAUAUCAUCGCGAUAUUCAACAACAUAUCGCAUAUUGUAUAUUUUCCUCUUAUCCUGCAGCCUUACUGAAUAAAGCAAUAGCUAUCAAAAAGCAUCUGUAAUUUUUAUAUAAUUGCAAGGAUUAAUGAUGAUAUUUUAAUAAUUCUAUUACAACAGAUCACACAAAAACAAUAUGUCAGCAAAUGUCAAAUUU
Perca flavescens (yellow perch) is the source of this 2525-nucleotide messenger RNA. Its product is annotated as N-acyl-aromatic-L-amino acid amidohydrolase (carboxylate-forming) B. The record is from RefSeq and is a predicted model, not a curated record. The transcript is spliced from 8 exons. Lineage: Eukaryota; Metazoa; Chordata; Actinopteri; Perciformes; Percidae. Bases 516 to 1454 code for a protein of 312 amino acids. Gene Ontology annotation, molecular function: hydrolase activity, acting on ester bonds; aminoacylase activity. Gene Ontology annotation, cellular component: cytosol.